AUGCCGCAACUCACCGCCCCGCAGUUCACCGCCCGCAAGGGCGGCGACGAGAAGCUCGUCGUCCUCACCGCCUACGACCACACGAUGGCCCGGCUGGUCGACGCGGCGGGGGUCGACGCGAUCCUCGUUGGCGAUUCGCUGGGGAUGGUCGUGCAGGGACGCGCUAGCACGGUCGGCGUGACGAUCGACCAGAUGAUCUACCACGCGGAGAUGGUCGGCCGGGCCGUCGAGAACGCGCUGACGAUCGUCGACCUGCCGUUCCCGAUCAAUCACUACGACACGGGCGCCGCGAUCGACGCCGCCGCACGGAUCCUCAAGGAGACCGGCUGCCAGAGCGUGAAGCUCGAGGGGGGCGAGGCGCAGGCCGACACGAUCCACGCCCUCGUGACGGCCGGCAUCCCCGUCAUGGCCCACGUCGGCCUGCGGCCGCAGAGCGUCCACCAACUCGGUGGCUACAAGGUGCAGCGCGAUCAGGACCAGCUCUCGGCCGACGCCCGCGCCGCGGCGGAAGCCGGCGCGUACGGCAUGGUCGUCGAAUGCGUGCCGACAACGAUCGCCGCGGCGAUCACCGACGCGGUCCCGAUCCCGACGAUCGGCAUCGGCGCCGGCCCGGCGUGCGACGGCCAGGUGCUGGUCGUGAACGACCUGCUGGGCCUCACCAGCGGCUACGUGCCGCGCUUCGUGAAGCAGUACGCCGACGUCGGCGACGCGAUCGGCAAGGCCGUCGGCGCAUUCGCCGCGGAGGUCCGCCGCGGGGAGUUCCCCGGGGCGGAUCAGGCGUUUGAGCUCAGCCUGCGCACGUUCUUGAUUGGCGCCGUGGUUCUUGGCACGGUCGUCGGUCUCCUCUUUGGUCCAGUGCGGCGGUACGCCACUAGUCGCUACCGAAUUGACCGAACAGUAACGCAGAUGAGCCGCGUCGGAUCGGCGUUGCUUGCGGACGCAGAGGUCUACACCUCGCCGCUGCUCCACGCGUCCGUGGAUGCUCCUGAGCUGUCAACCACGACCAUCAGUUGGCGCGCCUUGCUGGUCGACGAGCGGUGCGCCUGCCUCGACCACCCUCCUGUGCUGACCAGCCUUGAUUGGGAUGACUCGGGCAAUGCUGCAUUCGACGACUGGAGCAAUCGCCGGUUCUUCCAUCUCUUACCCGAGGGCGCGGGUGAGCACCCCAAGCCUCACGUCGUCGCUGUCGCCGGCGAGGACACCGCGUUCGAGUACCUCUGGCGACGAGCCAAAGAGAAGAUCGAGGUUCACGGCGAAGCGAUCCUACUGAUGGAUGUCGCCGACUUCGACCAUCACUGGAUGUCGCCCCACGACAUCACGGUAGCCGAGCUGCUCGGCGACGGCGAUCAGCCCGGCAAGCUGCCGACGCCGGUGCUCAAGGAAGGCCGCCUCGUCGUGUUCGCCGACGGCGAGACGUGGCUGCUGUCGAACAACACGCCCGAGGAGAACCUCCUCAAGUUCGUCACCGUCGCCAGCGCCGAGCGGCACGACCGCGAAAAAGAGCUGGGCGGCUACGCCCUGCGGCGGAUAAAUCGGCGCAAGAAUCGGCGGGCGGCCUAUUGA
Messenger RNA from Cladocopium goreaui, 1563 nucleotides. The record is from the annotation of a GenBank genome assembly. NCBI's taxonomy places the organism in Eukaryota, Dinophyceae, Suessiales, Symbiodiniaceae.